This is a messenger RNA of Mucor mucedo, 2989 nucleotides long. RefSeq names its product HAUS augmin-like complex subunit 6 N-terminus-domain-containing protein. Gene Ontology annotation, biological process: spindle assembly. Gene Ontology annotation, cellular component: HAUS complex; mitotic spindle microtubule. The transcript is spliced from 2 exons. Gene Ontology annotation, molecular function: microtubule binding. The record is from RefSeq and is a predicted model, not a curated record. Lineage: Eukaryota; Fungi; Mucoromycota; Mucoromycetes; Mucorales; Mucoraceae. Bases 229 to 2967 code for a protein of 912 amino acids.
CACUUUAACACCACGGAAUUUAUGCGAACCUCUAUAUUGAUCAGCGAUCUCUACAAAGUGUUCAUGUUCUUUGACCUUAGGGAUCUUAGAGAUGUCAAGAAAGUAACCAUCGGGCAGAUGGGAAUGUUUCAAAAUGUUGGACUGAAUAACUGAAAUUAAGUCAUAAAAAAAACUGCGCAGCUCAAUUUAUUUUUGCUCUUCUUCACUGUUAAUUUUUUUUUAAAACGGAUGUCACGAAGAAGCAUUCAACCUACAACAGCGUCUGUAUUCGUUCGCAACCUUAAUUUACUUGGUUUUGAACCUCCACUUAACAGUAAAUGGGUUGUUAAUGAACAAACUUUUACAAUCAAUGCUAACAGUGUCAAAGCAUUCGAACAAAUCAGUCAUUUCUUAUUCCAUUUACUUGACGAAAGAAAGACCAGAACCACAUUCAUGGGAGUCUGGCCAGUUACAGAUCUCCGAAGAUCUCAUGAAUAUCGUCGACUUGCCUUUCAGUGGCUGAAGGACAUUCAACCUGGCACUCGAUUGAUGAAUGUACCUUUAAGAAAAAGCUAUUUUACAGAUUGUCACGGUGAACCGUUCAACAAAAUCGUCUCGGCUUUUACUGCUCUUGUGGUAGACCAACAACUAAGUAAUAAUAAAGACGUUGCUAUGGAUGGUUCAUCUUCAACAGGAACAACCCAAUAUCCUAAGCCGAGCGCAGCUGGCAAACGAUCCACUACACACCGUCCUCUCACAAAUGAUACGCUUCUUCAAAAGAAGACAAAAUCUCAACCUCCGGUUGAUUUACUCGAAACAUCCUUAGAUUUAACACCACCCUCAUACCCCCGAGCUUUAUCGCCCAUUCCAGCAUUACAACAAUCAUCAGCAUUUAUUUCACCAGUUCCAUCCUCCCCCAACCGCCAAACGCCAUCCACUUGUAAAUCACGAUUCAUUUCAUCCGAAAAAGACUCUUUAUCAUCAUCAUCAUUAUCAUCACCAAUAAAUGCAGCAUCAUCCACAGCAAAUAACACCCCACCAUCAAGCACAGGUAUAUUAUCAUCCUCAAACCCUGUUGAAUUAGCAUCUACAAUAGAAAAUCAUCUGCCGCCCGUAACAGAAUAUCCUUUGUCACCCUCAGUAGAGGCACCUCCACCCAUUUCACCUGCUCUAGAAUCCGUCCGAUUUUCAAGCUUUAUUGAAAAAAUACAACGGGAAGAACUAGUUUAUAAGAAAGAACUAGCUCGAAGAGACAAAGAGCGAUAUACAAGGGAAAGCCUCGAACGAAAUCGUCUUUUACUUGACAGUCGUUCUAGUGUCACUGAUAAAGAAAAUAUAUUUGUUGUCGACGAUGGACAAUCAGCAAUGGAGAAGCCAUCUCACGAAAAAUUGCAUGAGAGGCAAGCAACUCCAGAAAGUCCCAAGAUGAACCAAAAGGAAGCUAAACCUCUUCGCCCUGAUUUGUCUUGUAUUGAGGUUGUAAAAUCCAAGGUCGCAACCUUUAAUCGUGAACUGGAUGAUUGUGCUUUGGAUAUGCGGGAUAAGGCUGGAUCAUCACCUUUAAACAUGGGUAUGGAUGUAAAAGAAAUCGCCGGUCAACCUCAACACGACGAGACGAUAAAAAAUGUUGGGAGUGCCACUAAAGCCGAUUUAGAAACUGAAAGAAUCGAACGCGAUCUUAAUCAAAAAGAGGCCCAUAGCAUUGGGGAUCUGGAGAAAGCUACGGACUCGGAAAUAAUCAAGGAUCGGGUAGAGGCUGAAAAGAGCACGAUCGAACAAAGACAUGAGGAAAGAGGAGAGCAUGAAGAGAGAAAGUUCGAGAAAAGAAUAGAAGCGGAGGAAGCUGAAAGGGCCGAAUGGGUUAAGCGCAUGGAAGAUGACAGAAGUGAAGAAAGAUCGAAGCGUGAGAGUGAGGAAAAAUUAAAUGUCAUGGCUGCUAAAGAGGCUGCAAUAGAACAUGAACAUAAGGAAUAUGUAGCACAACAGUUGGAAAUUAUCAGCAAAACUUAUGAUCAAAAUCCUCAACAAGGACUAUUUCUCUUGGUUGAUACUGACGGUUUUUCGCACAAAAAUCGUACAACACGCGAUGUAGAAAAAUUAGAUUUCGGACGCAACCCAUAUGAGGAUUUCUUUUCUAAAGCCAAAACAACUAAUACAGACGUACAUAAAUCUAAAAAUCCAAGUCCACCCCAGGUCAAAACUGAGCUUUGUACAAAUCGAUCACCAAGCUUUGUAGAUGUCUUGCCUGAUCCCUGGGAUUUUAGCUCUCCUGAUCACAGUCCCUCUCAUCGCAGUCCUCUUCGCUUCAGUCCUUUUCGUUUCGGUUUUCAUUCUCUCGAUUAUUCUGCCAGCCUUACUGACGCAUUCUACGAAAACAAGGAUGACGAGAAUUAUACAUCACCAGACCAACUGUUUUUAAAGAAGAACCCCGAAUCAAGUAUACCAGGUAUGCAAGAAAGUGACAGCCGUGGCCCAUUAGAAUAUGGAAGAAGUCCAACGCGGGGUGUGAUCUAUGCCAGUUCUCUGCCAGCAAAAGCAGAACUACCAAACCCGUUUCUGGAUACAAACUCACUGAUGCAACCUUCCGAAUUUGAAAGAAGACUACAUCGAUUGACAAAGAAUACACCACCCGAAACAGGCAUAGUGGAUGACAUUGCUAUUGCUCCCAGUCCACCACAACCACGUAGGCCAUUCACCAAGAAACGAUUUGAGUAUGCUGCUUUGCCAAGAACACCAUUAAAAGAAUUUUCACGAUCUCCUUUACACAAUGCAGCCUCUACUAUGCCCGUGGUAGGAUCACCCUUGCGUAAGUCUUUUAUCAGCACUAGAAGCAGUCUUUCAGGAGAAGAAUAUGACUCCGUGGCUGACAUUCGCCUUGAGGAACCACCUCACUAUUCACCCUCAAAGUUCGAAACUCCAAGGAAGUAUAAUCAUGAACAUGACUAUAGUAAAUUUAUAUUUUCGAUGGGUCAUACUCCAGAACAAUAAAUCUUUUUUUUACAUAAGCUUU